AUGGAAAAGAAGGAGCUUGCAAAACGAAAAUGGAAUAGGGGCGUUUGGCAGGGAGUAAAACAGGAAUGCCAAAGUGUCACAGACAGGCCUCCUCGAGAGAGUGCUCGUCUCACUCUUCAUUCCAGGCUUUCCCUUCACAUCCAGAUUGUUCCCUUUAACAUCCACUGCCACAUUUUCCACAUGACGUAUGAUCUGGCCAGCGCGGUGGUGAGAAUUUUUAAUCUCAUCGGCAUGAUGCUGCUCCUGUGCCACUGGGAUGGCUGCCUUCAGUUCUUGGUACCGCUACUGCAGGACUUCCCGCCGGAUUGCUGGGUGUCCCUAAACGAAAUGGUGAAUGACUCUUGGGGAAAGCAGUAUUCGUAUGCACUCUUCAAAGCAAUGAGUCACAUGCUGUGCAUCGGGUAUGGUGCCCAGGCCCCGGUCAGCAUGUCUGACCUCUGGAUUACCAUGCUGAGCAUGAUCGUGGGGGCCACCUGCUACGCCAUGUUUGUCGGCCAUGCCACGGCCUUAAUCCAGUCUUUGGACUCCUCAAGGCGGCAAUAUCAAGAAAAGUAUAAGCAAGUGGAACAAUACAUGUCAUUCCAUAAGUUACCAGCUGACAUGCGUCAGAAGAUACACGAUUACUAUGAACACAGAUACCAAGGCAAAAUCUUUGAUGAGGAAAACAUUCUCAAUGAACUCAAUGAUCCUCUGAGAGAGGAGAUAGUCAACUUCAACUGUCGGAAACUAGUGGCAACAAUGCCUCUUUUUGCUAAUGCGGAUCCUAAUUUUGUGACUGCCAUGCUGAGCAAGUUGAGAUUCGAGGUGUUUCAACCUGGAGAUUAUAUCAUACGAGAAGGAGCUGUGGGGAAAAAAAUGUAUUUCAUUCAACAUGGUGUUGCUGGUGUCAUCACAAAAUCCAGUAAAGAGAUGAAGCUGACAGAUGGCUCUUACUUUGGAGAGAUUUGCCUGCUGACCAAGGGCCGGCGCACUGCCAGUGUUCGAGCUGAUACAUACUGUCGUCUUUACUCACUUUCUGUGGACAAUUUCAAUGAGGUCCUGGAGGAAUAUCCAAUGAUGAGAAGAGCCUUUGAGACAGUUGCCAUCGACCGACUGGAUCGAAUAGGAAAGAAAAAUUCAAUUCUUCUGCAAAAGUUCCAGAAGGAUCUUAACACUGGUGUUUUCAACAAUCAGGAGAACGAGAUCCUGAAGCAGAUUGUGAAACACGACAGGGAGACGGUGCAGGCAAUCGCUCCGAUCGGUUAUCCUCAGAUGACAGCCGUGAAUUCCAUGUCUUCAACUACGACUACGACCUCCCGCAUGAGGACACAAUCGCCGCCCGUGUACACAGCGACCAGCCUGUCUCAUAGCAACCUGCAUUCCCCCAGUCCCAGCACACAGACCCCUCAGCCGUCCGCCAUCCUCUCACCCUGCUCCUACACCACUGCCGUCUGCAGCCCUCCUGUACAGAGCCCACUGGCCACUCGAACUUUCCACUAUGCCUCCCCCACUACUUCCCAGUUAUCACUUAUACAGCAGCAGCAGCAGCAGCAGCAGCAGCAGCAAUUACAGCCGUCCCAGCCUCCGCAGACACAGCAGCAGCCCCAACAGCCACAGACACCUACCAGCUCCACGCCGAAAAAUGAAGUGCACAAGAGUACGCAGGCCCUGCACAACACCAGCCUGACCCGAGAGGUCAGGCCACUCUCGGCCUCACAGCCCUCGCUGCCCCAUGAGGUUGCCACCCUGAUUUCCAGACCUCAUCCCACUGUGGGCGAGUCCCUGGCCUCCAUCCCUCAACCCGUGACAGCUGUCCACGGCACGGGCCUUCCGGCAGUGGGCAGGGGCACUGUCCCCCAGAGAGUCACCCUGUUCCGACAGAUGUCAUCGGGAGCCAUCCCCCCCAACCGAGGGGUCCCUCCUGCACCUCCUCCACCAGCAGCCGCCCUUCAGAGAGAGUCUUCCUCAGUCUUAAAUACAGACCCAGAAGCAGAGAAGCCACGGUUUGCUUCCAAUUUAUGAUCUCUGCUGAUUGUCAAAGCAGAAAGACUGAUAAACUGAGAAUACUCUCGGAUCUUAUUUUAUUCUAUCUCCUGAUCCAUCCCUAUAGCCUACUAUGAAGAGAUAUUUUAGACAGCGCUGGCCUACAUGCAAAAUGUAAAAUAUAUAUAUACACACAUAUAUAUGUAUAUGUAUAUAUAUAUAUAUAUAUACACACACAUAUA
Molecule: messenger RNA, 2204 nt
Organism: Hipposideros armiger (great roundleaf bat)
Lineage: Eukaryota; Metazoa; Chordata; Mammalia; Chiroptera; Hipposideridae
Gene: HCN1
Product: hyperpolarization activated cyclic nucleotide gated potassium channel 1
Exons: 7
Coding region: 1-2001 (666 amino acids)
Biological process (GO): potassium ion transmembrane transport; regulation of membrane depolarization; sodium ion transmembrane transport
Cellular component (GO): axon; HCN channel complex; membrane
Molecular function (GO): voltage-gated potassium channel activity
Source: RefSeq, a predicted model, not a curated record